Messenger RNA from Acanthopagrus latus (yellowfin seabream), 3710 nucleotides. It is a transcript of the gene abhd6b, whose product is annotated as abhydrolase domain containing 6, acylglycerol lipase b. NCBI's taxonomy places the organism in Eukaryota, Metazoa, Chordata, Actinopteri, Spariformes, Sparidae. The record is from RefSeq and is a predicted model, not a curated record. The coding region runs from base 2488 to 3510 and encodes 340 amino acids. The transcript is spliced from 10 exons.
UUUCUAUAACUGCAGUGUAUAUAUAUUAUCGUGUAAUAUAAAAGAAGGUAGUAAUUGGCAAUAAUUUACUGUAAACAUAAAUGCUACAUUCCUGAAACAUUAGUAGGAUAUUGCUCAUGAUAUUACACAGAACACAUUUUUAAGAUUGCACUGGGUAAAUUAAAAUAUUACACCAAAGAAGUGCUUUAAUGAAAUACAACACAGUGGGUAGUAAUAGUAGUUUCCAGAGUUACAGAAUCCUGUCUGAGUCUUGUUUAUUACCUGGGCUGUAUUUGUGUCUCACAGGUACCUCAAGCAACAUGUAGCCCUCCCCUUGUUUAUUUCGGGGCUGUUUGAAGGAUCAAUCCCUGCUUAGACUACAAGUGUUUCAUCAGCGUUUGAUGAUCUGAGUUAAUGUGACAGCUCACUGCGGGGGCCUUCAACAUCUGCUGGGAGAUUAUAGGGUUCAACACUCAGUGCAAUUAUUAUGCCCUUUAAGCAGGCUGACCACACUGAUUCUUGGCCUGUGGAAAAAGAUGCAGCUUAUUUCUCAACAGGAUGUCUGUUUCUACAUUUCGUCAUACCUAUCGGGGCCAUAGCUGAGGAAAUCAAUGACUGUGGGUGUGCCACCCACCAUGACGCAUUUUUGUGGCGUUACAUCGGCUCAGUCAUUUUCUGGCUUUGCUGUGUUAAGGAUCCUUCUCAGGACACAAACAAGAUGAGGAAGCUAAUGUGACGUGAGGCUGUAGUUCAGACAACCUUUGGGAAAAGCACUGUUCGUGUGAGCGGACUGAGGACAAACGCUUCGUCCUGUGUAAACCCAAACAUGAGAAUCAUUCCCACGCACUGGCGAGCCUCUCUGCAGAGUUGCUGUGUCCAUUUUGUUCUGCUCCAGUUUGUAUGUAGGUCAUCGGUAGUGGACUAGGGAUGCAGCAGAAUGGCAGCUGCGUUAGAUGGUAUUUUUACUGUGUAAUCUUGGCCUUCAUAUUAGCUCUAAUUUACACCACCCUUGAUUUAAGUCCUUCUCACAUGGUAUGUGAGAAACUGUCUUAAUUAAACUGAUAUCCCAAAUCACAACACAGUAAAUAAAGACUUUCUUAGAAAGCCUCUUAGCAAAAUGUCUAUUUACCUACAGUAUGUAUCAAGAGUUAUUUGAUCAUCUUAAGUCAAGGCAGUAUUAUGUGUAUUUCCUUGUUUUUUUAGUAUAUUUGAAAUGAAUGUGGACAAACAAUAUGGUCAUGUGUCAAUAACUCUUUGGGGGUUUGAUGUCAUUUAAAAGAAAAGCACUAAAGAAUUACUACUUCCCACAUGUAGCUAAAUCUUUCAUUACCUGCCUUAUUCAUAAAUUGUGACUUAUUAUCUGUUUAUGGUUGUGAUACACCAUAUGUUUGAAUGUUUGAAUAUCUGUUUGUAUAACUUGUAUAUAGGCCAGCACUAUGCAAAAACACUGGACCUUUGAAUAAGUCAUCCACAGAAUAUCAACUCAGUAUCACCUCUGGAGGUCAGUGUGUUCAUGGUGAGUCCCUAUCAGUUCUGUUUUUUUCCUCUCAAUCAAGAAAAUCUCAGUGUCUGCAAUCCAGUUGAAAAUCUUUAGACCAGAGCCGGUUCAGGUUUCUGUACACAAAAUCCCUCCAAGCUUCACUGUCAACUGAAGCAGAGCCAAUCACAAGAAGCCCUCAGUUCCUGUCCUCUAAAUGCAAACAGGGGACGCGCCACAGUCUGCCUCUAUCAUGACACCCAGUGGUACCCAGUCAGUGAUGAAGGGAGGCUCUGGAAAGACAAAAAAGUCUUUCUUUCAGUCAUGCAGCAACAUGUCCUACUCACUUAACACCUUUUCAUGAUUGGAAAACUGUAAGAACCACACAACUUUAUACCCUACACCCUAUUAGCAAUCCAACAUCAAACACAUUUUGCAGACAAGUAAAAAAAAACAAAAAACAAAAAUGCUACACAAUUGCAACCAAAGCCUGAAAACCUUGAUCAAGCUAACUGAAGCUUAGGAAAUUGUGCCCUGAGAAACAGUAUUACAGCAAUAUCAUGUAUUUUCUACAAGUCUUAACUAGCUUUAGUGAAAAUAACAUAAUCUUUUUACUGACCAGUCAUUGACAGUGGGCAGGUUACUGAGUUAAAAGCUGGUUAUCCAAAAAUGUAUUUUUGUAUUUUCAUUUUCAUGAGAGCUUUGACUCGGUCGUAAGUCUGGCCUGUGCGUUCUCUUUAAAUGAUUGACCGAAUAAUAGAGUGUCCCGGUUUCCCCAAUGAUGGGUAGUAAUCAAUAAGUUUAUCCAGAGCAAACAUCUGCUGGGACUAACUGCACUCCACCAGGACACGGUUCUUUUUAUUUCAUCUUUCAGAAAGAUACGUUGAUAAUUCAUCCUUUCGACGCAUCAACAAAACCUGCAAAUAAACUCAACCAUCUGCUCACUCAUCAACAGAAUCACAGCAGCGGUCACAUGUUUCUGCCCGUGACAACAGAAACCAGGAGGGAAGAAACCAUCUGAAAAGCGAGCCAUGGCAGCUGAUCUAGAUGUGAUCAACCUGUUCAUCAUUGCUGGAGGAACACUGGCUAUUCCCAUUCUGGCCUUUGUUGCCUCCGUCCUCCUCUGGCCCUCUGCACUGAUUAAAGUGUAUUACUGGUACUGGAGGAGGACUCUGGGCCUGCAGGUGCGCUAUGCAGACUGCGGAGGCUAUCGCUUCUGCUACUCCUACAGAGGAAAGCCCGGGAUGAGACCUUCCAUUUUAAUGCUGCACGGCUUCUCUGCUCACAAGGACACCUGGCUCACUGUCGUCAAGUAUCUACCAAAGCAUCUGCACAUUGUGUGUGUGGACAUGCCCGGCCAUGAGGGAACAACACGCACCAACACAGAGGAUUAUUCUAUCCAGGGGCAAGUCAGGAGGAUCCAUCAGUUUGUUGAAGCCAUUCGCUUAAACAGGAAGCCUUUCCAUCUGGUUGGAACCUCCAUGGGGGGAAAUGUAGCCGGAGUCUACGCAGCCUGCUUCCCCUCAGAGAUCUGCAGCAUGACUCUCAUCUGUCCAGAUGGUAUAAGACACCCUUGCGAGACCAAGUUUGACAAUCAUCUGCAGGACCUGGAGCACAGCAAUUACACAUUAAACAUCCCACUGAUCCCGACGACACCCGAGGAGAUGGAGGACAUGUUCAGACUUUGCUCUCACGUUCGCUUUAAAAUCCCCCAGCAGAUUCUUCAAGGACUGGUAGAUGUCCGGGAGCCUCACAACACAUUUUACCAAGAAGUGUUUAUGGAGCUUGUUGGAGAGAAAUCACGAUAUGCCUUACAGGAGCACCUGCAUCUCAUCACUGCGCCUUUACAAGUGAUAUGGGGCAAACAAGAUCAGGUGAUGGAUGUCUCUGGAGCCACAGUGAUUUCAGAGAUUCUGCCUGGAUGCAGGAUGGACCUGCUGGAAAACUGUGGACACUCUGUGGCGAUGGAGAGGCCCUGUCGGACAGCCAAACUCAUCCUGGAGUUCAUCAUCGUGCAGCAAGAGGCCAGGGGUGGCACAAAGAAAUCCUCCUGAACCCAAAGACUAGUCAUCAUGUCUCUCUACUGCAAUGAAUUACGCGUUCCCUGUACGUGACAUGCAUAUGUAACACAGACUCCCGAGCCUCAGACAUUAACAGGAAGAUAAUAUAGUGUCCCAGCAUUUCUUAGAGGGUGAUAUAAAUUGCAUUUCACUUGCAUAAUAAAUCAUGAUAGUAAAAAAAAAAAAGCUCCAUG